Messenger RNA from Amoebophrya sp. A120, 4688 nucleotides. The record is from the annotation of a GenBank genome assembly. Lineage: Eukaryota; Dinophyceae; Syndiniales; Amoebophryaceae.
UGUCACCAUACGAUAGACCUCGAUAUCAAGUUGAAAUUCGUUGGUUUUUUUGGUGUUGGUUAAAAGAAGUUUGCAACGAACCGCAGAGAACGACUUGGAACACGUCGACGAUUCACAUUGUGCAACUUCUACCCGACCGGGUAAAAAUCAACCGUGAAAAUGAGGAACUGGGUUUUGUUGUUACCUGCAUCUUCUGGGCCUACGAUCCUCUCGUCAGCGAGACGCCACGUGGUAAAACUAUACGAUGAGGUGGACAGGAAUCCUCCCGAGGAAACACGUCAGUGGCACCAGCAGCAUCAUGAAAUGGAUGCCGAUGGGUCUUCAUCCACGACGGCAACGCAGUCCUGGGCCGUGCCUGUGAUGAUGUUUGGCGGUCGUUCUUCGUUUCUUAGCACAUCAAACCGUGAUCUCGCUGGAGUGCCGGAUGAAGAGGAAAUUUCGAUGCUGCACUCCUUGCAAAAAGAAUCCGAAGAGCACUUCCUGCAAAAAAAAGAGAAAAGAAGAAAACGGCGGGAGGAAAAAGCAGCUGCAAGAGCGGCGAGUGAGCAGCCGGCAGGAAAGGUGGAUCCUGUGGUCACUACAACGACAAAUUCUACGACUACGUCCGCGCUGACCUUAGCUGCCGCCGCAGCUAGCGCAGAAAGCAAAUUUGGUUCAGUGGGGGAGGGUGGAGAGAAUAAAACAACUGCGGAAGUAGUUCUUCCUGAUCAACAGCACCCCCAGCCGCAGUCCUUCACCGUCACUGUAACGACCACGACCGACGAGCUAACCGGAGGAAGAUCCGUAACUGUGGAUGCGGUGCCAGCUGAUUCGGAUUCCUCCUCCGGCGGAGCUUCCGACCACGAGCAGGAGGAGAAUGAGAAACAAGAACCGCAACCACCAGCAAGGACAACAACCACUUCGGGGACAGGGGCUGAUGGCAAUGACGACAUGACAACAGACGAGCUAGAGCAGCAUGGUAGCUUGAACAUCCUUCCGGUCGAGUCCAGCGCUUCUUCCUCGUCCAACGCUUUCGGAACAACGGCGUCAGCAGCUAAAAAAACGUCCUCCACCGCACCUCCUAGUGGCGCGACGGCGGCGCCAUUUGGUCUCGAUGAUGAAGGAAUUGGAGCAUCUACUUCAGGAUCCUCAACAACCGAAACCGUGUCGGCAAGAAGUUCGAACUACAACAACUAUCGCGAUAGGACGCCCGCAAAGCUUGGUGCGUUGUCAACCGCCGCUCUUGUGGACACAAUUUUGAAUGUAACCAGUACGACAACGCUGGCUCCCGAGCUGGCUGAAAACAUCAAGGCUACCAUAAUGCCAGAAGUGGACGCAGACGUGCUAGUGGGGAAUGCGGAAGAUGUUGCAAGUACCAAAGCAAAAGUGCCGGUAGUGGACGCGGAAAUGAACCAAGUAGAGCAGGAGCCGAUUCCCACGGUUGUCUUUGUAGAUGCUGUUGGUGACGCAACAGAAACGGAAACUGGAGCAAAAGUAGUAACGCCGGAGCAAGUGCCUGCUCUCGAAGAUCUCGAUGAGGAUCUAGAGCAGGAGGAGAUUGAAGCGCAGAAGGCCAUCGAUGAAAUUCGCAAACAACGGAAUGGUCGGCCGUACAUUCCUGGCGGCAUGCAUCCAAGUAUCAGAUCUACUUGCUUCGUGAUGCCUGCUGCUGCUGGUCAAGGGGCUAUAAGUGUCUGUCAAGAAUGGUAUCAGUUCCAAACAGUUGAAGUGAGAAAGAGACACUGAGACAUAUUCUAAUAUGGAGUUGAAUUUCAUAAUCAUAAACAAAAAAACAGGCACGGCUUCAUCGUCAUCAAGAACAUCGUCGUCCAGCGACACUUCGUCCGAUCUGCAGGCUUCCCUGACGGUCCCCGAUCGCUACAUGUGUCGCCCGAAAUUUGAGCUACCGAAGUUCUCCACGCUGCCGAAACCCGAAAGAUUGCUCCGCCAGCGGUGGCUUUCGCUGAACCACUUUUGUCAGAAUCUGCAGUUGGCACCAAAUGCGGACAUCCACUACCGUGUGUGCUUUGGCGAGGGCUUCACCGCGACAGACAUGCGUUCGCAGGAGAGCAUCCAUUUCGGUGCGUUUCGCGACGACCUCGAUGCCGAACUGCCAGUGAAAUCAAAAUCUGCGUCACAGCGCGGCGCAUCAGGUAUGAUCAGUUCGUACCAACGUUUGAAACUCGUCGUAGAAAACAAGGAAAAGAGCAAGAAGGAAAGCAGCAGCAGUUCGGGGACUGAGAACAGCGCGAAUGACAGUACCGCGGAACAAGAAGCGCCGAAUAGUCCGCAAGGGCUUACCUACGAAAAUCCCGGGGAAUACUACUAUUCGCAGCUGUUCUACACGCAUCGAAAAAAUGCGCACCCGCGAUCCGAACCAGACCGCGUCGGCGCGGAGGUGCAGUGCUUCUGCGGCUCGGGAAGCGCCCAAUUCUACUACUUGGACCUCAUUGCGGAUCAGGAUCAGGUCCUUGCGAAGACGACUGAUACAACCGCUUCUGUGGUCGUCGAUGAAACGAAAAAUGAUGAAAGUACAUCAUCCACGACCAAUGCACAAAGUAGUACCAGCGGUCUGAACAUCACGGAAAUCGAAGCUAUCGCCGACAUUGCGGACGAGGACGACAUUGGCAGCUUGAAGCGAGAGCAGCACCGCUACCGGGUCGUGGCAAAGCUGACCCACCCGGUCUGCUGCAAGCACAUCCACGCGGGGCAGUUACUCUCCGGGAUCGACACGCCCAUCAAAGCCACGGUGGAGAAUGCGGCGGACGCGUUCGAGCGGAAAAUCAUCGCGGCAAGUUUUUUCACGCGCCUGAAACUGGUUUUCGACAACCGCUUGUACGUGGUGCCUUACAACAAGGAGUCCGGGACCAUCAUCGAGUCUCUUCCCAGGCAUUUGUUACUCCGCCGCUCCUCCUCCCGCAUCGGAAACCCGCCGUCUGGUGGUGGCGGCUCCGCGGGCGGUGGAAAGCAUUCCUACGGGGAGGUCUUUGGCGGUGUGAACAUGGUGGCAGCUAACUUAGGCAGGAGUCGACACACGAUCAACCGACACCCGGCCUUGCGGUACGAAAUCACCGAUUGCCCCGGGUCCGCAAUCUACUUCGUCUGCCCGUUGUUUCCCGAGAGAGUUACGGAAGAAACCGGAUCGCACACGCACAUUGCGUUCAUCACGGACGGAUUUGAGCUGUCCGAGGAAUUUCUGGGCGAUUUCCCCGGGCAAGUGAUCUUCGCCCCGGAUUGGGUCGAGGAUGAGGAGGAGGACAAGAACACAUCCGAGGAGCAUCCAUUUUUUAAAAUCACCGACAUAGCCGGAUUAAACCUUCAUCAAGAUGUUCCUGCUGGCUCUCCUUCUACAAUCGCCUCCUACGACAAUGACGCAAGUCUUCUUGUUUCCGAAGAAGACGCCACGUCUGCAGCAGUGAUGUCGGGUGACGAGGAGAGCAAUGGUAAUGGAAUGGCGAUGAUGAGCAAAAAUGGAACAGAAAUUGAAAAUAUUGACGCAAAGAACUCCACUGCAGAAGUAAAAACGUCAAAUACUAAUACAACGAGCAACAAAACCGAGGACGAGCUUCUGGAGGAUGAGUACGAGAGACGAUUAAAAGAACUCGACGCCGCGUUGGACUUCACAGAGGAAGAAAGACAGGAGUCUAGCGGCACGGGCGAAGAAGAUGAAAAUUCAUCUUCCGGCACAACAUCGGCUUCAUCUCCAAAAACUGCGUUUUCCAAGACCAGAAAAAUGCGAAAGUGCCCACUCCCGGCGCACCGGGUGGAGCUCGUCAUUACCAGCACACUUCUCUGUCCCCACCCCCAGUUGCGCCCCGAACCGGCGCCAACAGUGGACAUCGAGUGCAACUCAUUUCCACGGUGACGAGAAUGACAGCAGGAUGUUUCGUCGGGCAGGGGCGAAAAGGAAAACCAAAAGCUCAAAGUUUUCACGAGGAAGAAUUAAGAUUUUUUACUUAACUUAGAAAAGGUAUAGCUUGCAUUUUCUCGAGAAAUAAUUAGAAAUUUGAAUCGAUAUGCUGUAACUAUGUAACUUACGACUCACCUACCUAUGUACAGGAAAAUAUGUUGAAUUUGAAACAAUUGGAUACCAAAAUUAAUUUGAGUAAAAGCGUAAUUCCACUUAAGUCCCAGUCAACUCGCAUCGUUGUGCUGCGUCAUCUUCGAAAAACGUAUACGUGAUGUUAGCAACUCUAUCAUUUGUAUCUUUGAGGCUCGAAAAAUUGUUCAAAAUACUUGUACAAGAAACUCGUUGCUGUACCUGUACGCCAAAUAAACUGAAAUUAAUCAGCGAGCGCGACCUACGCGGAUCUACUACUUCUAAAGCUUUGCAUUGCCCUACACAGUCCGUCUGCAAAUCGUUUGCGAAGCACUUCUAGUAUCAACUUAUUUCUCUACUCUGUCGGACACCUAACGAUCGAUACCAAUUGUUUUGGCAAACAUGUACAACACUUACCUGGCACGCGGCGGAGACUUACGAAUGUAAUAAUUGAAAAAUUGAUUGACAAAAGCAGCUCCACCUCUAACUCUAGUUCCUUCUGCUUACCACAAUGUAUUGCAGCUAUGGUCGCCAGCUUAUUGACAUUCACGCAAAGAUGUAAAAAAAGAAGUACGGCAUUUCCAUUUCCGAUUGUGUGUGGGGAGGCCAGAAGAUGUUGUUGAGAUCGCGAAUGAUAUGUUGAAUCACUGACGCCUCGGAGAGUUUGUCG